Messenger RNA from Myotis myotis, 3541 nucleotides. RefSeq names its product carbohydrate sulfotransferase 14 (gene CHST14). NCBI's taxonomy places the organism in Eukaryota, Metazoa, Chordata, Mammalia, Chiroptera, Vespertilionidae. Gene Ontology annotation, molecular function: sulfotransferase activity. The record is from RefSeq and is a predicted model, not a curated record. Gene Ontology annotation, biological process: carbohydrate biosynthetic process; dermatan sulfate proteoglycan metabolic process. The transcript has a single exon. Bases 1643 to 2773 code for a protein of 376 amino acids. Gene Ontology annotation, cellular component: membrane.
AGUUGACUUGUUAGCACCGUGGUGGCCAGAGCCACCUCCUUGGACUGAAAUCUUUGUGUUGCCAGCCCUCAUCAGGCUGGUGACCUGGGAACUGGUCAGUGAAGAUAGAUAGCACCUCAUCACCUUAGGCCAUUCCCUUGGGAAGCUGGCCAGCAGGAAUUGGCCUAGAGCGCCGAUACCUAGGUACUGGUACUCUGCUGAGGGAAUGAUGGUUCAUCCUAUGUGCUCAUAUUGUUAGGAUUGGGGGGCAACCAAGAGACUUCUAGCUUCAUUUCAUCCCUCAACCCCUCAUCCUUCUGAAUUCAUCUGAUCAAUGGUAGUGCCAUUCUCCCACUAAACUCAAAGCCUCUGGCCUCUACUGAUCCAUCACCCACCCCCUCAGUACAGUGUGUCCUGGGUCAGCUACUUCCUCCUUCCCAACCAUUCUACUUUUGUACUCCAUCUCUGAAGCAUGGAAUUCAGGUUUUAGAAUCAGGCCCAUCCAUAGUCUCAGCUUCCUGGAGCCUGUUUCUUCAGCUGCACAGUGGGAAAUGCCCAUGACAUCUCACUCCGAGGGUGACUGUGACAAAUGGAGAGAAUACAAAGACCUGCCUCAAGAAGUGUGGAUUCUCAACAGUACUACUGUGCUUCAGAGCCCCCUGGCUCUCCACACAUGACAGGGUGAAGUCUGGGUACUUAGCAAAGAAUCCAGUUCAGGUGGGGAAAGGCUGGCCACUGACAUCCAAGGCAUUCCCCCAUCAGCCUCUAGCCCAGGUGGGCCAACCUGAGCAUGUGUUUGGCUCCAGGCAAGGAAGCUCUGUCCCUGCAGCUGCUCACCCUUCAAAAUGUGUGCUGACCACAUGGUUGGUCAGAAGGCACCAACUUGUCAUUGGCUCCUCACUAGUUAUCCCACCUCUUCAUGCCUGGGGGAGGGAUAUUCAGCAUUACAGUGGAUAAACACUAAUCGGCCAGGUAGUUAAAUUUAAGGGUCCCCAUGGAGAGGAGCCCCUGGUCAGUGGAGUGGCCAGGACAGGGGGAGUACACUGGGGGCCCUACUCCAAGCUAGAAACGGGCCUCUCAAUAGUUUGGACUCGAGUGCUGGGAGGGGGUGGGGGCUCCUCCAGCUGUUAGAAGGCAAGGGCUCAGCCACGCCCCCGUGUGCGGCAGGGUGUAGAGUGCAGGCCCUCUCCGUCCAGCUCCCUGGAGGCACUCGCCGGGGCCUGGAUCUUUUUGGCCUUCGGGACCUCGUCAGUUUUUGCCUCCAAACCCGGAGGACCAGAGUGGCCCUGCAUUAGGCGCAGGUAGGGGUCUGCUCGCGCACGCCCGGCCCGCUCCCAGCUGGGGUGUCCGCCCCUCUCUCCGCCUCCAGCUGGGCCCGCCCCCGCGCCUGUGUCACCGCGGGGCUGGGGGUGGAGAGCUGUCGGGCGGGACAUCCGGCCGUUCUCUCCCUGCGCUCUCCCGCCGCCCGCCUCCCGCUCCGGCGCCUCCGCUGGGGAGUCCGCCGCCUCCGCGUGCGCCUUGGUCUCGGGUCAGCGCUCCCCUCCCGGACCCCGGCCCGCGUUGCGGCCCCAAACCAUCGGCGCCGGGUCCCAGCCGCAGCCCGUCUCCCCGACAGGCAGCCCGGGAUCGGCCGGCCCGCGCAGGCCCCCAGCACCGGAGCACCAUGUUCCCCCGCCCGCUGACCCCGCUGGCGGCCCCAAAUGGCGCCGAGCCCCUGGGCCGGGCGCUGAGGCGGGCCCCCUUGGGCCGGGCCCGGGCCGGGCUGGGGGCGCCGCCCCUGCUGCUGCCGUCCAUGCUGAUGUUCGCGGUGAUCGUGGCCUCCAGCGGGCUGCUGCUCAUGAUCGAGCGGGGUAUCCUGGCCGAAAUGAAGCCCCUUCCCCUGCACCCUUCCAACCGCGAGGGCGCAGCCUGGCGCGGGACGGUCCGCCGGCCUGGGGGGCUGACCCUGGAUGCCGGGGACUCGGACUUGCAGGUGAGGCAGGACAUCCGAAACCGGACCUUGCGGGCAGUGUGCGGACAGCCGGGCAUGCCCCGGGACCCUUGGGACUUGCCAGUGGGACAGCGGCGCACCCUGUUGCGCCACAUCCUCGUGAGUGAUCGCUACCACUUCCUCUACUGCUACGUCCCCAAAGUGGCCUGCUCCAACUGGAAGCGGGUGCUGAAGGUGCUGGCGGGCGUCCUGGACAGCGUGGACGUCCGCCUCAAGAUGGACCACCGCAAUGACCUGGUGUUCCUGGCCGACCUGCGGCCUGAGGAGAUCCGCUACCGCCUGCAGCACUACUUCAAGUUCCUGUUUGUGCGGGACCCCUUGGAACGCCUUUUCUCUGCUUACCGCAAUAAGUUUGGUGAGAUCCGAGAGUACCAGCAGCGCUAUGGGGCUGAGAUCGUGAGAAGGUACAGGUCAGGAGCUGGGCCCAGCCCUGCAGGGGACGAUGUCACCUUCCCUGAAUUCCUGAGGUACCUAGUAGACGAGGACCCUGAGCGCAUGAAUGAGCAUUGGAUGCCUGUGUACCACCUGUGCCAGCCUUGUGCUGUCCGCUAUGACUUUGUAGGCUCCUAUGAAAGGCUGGAGGCUGAUGCCAACCAGGUGCUGGAGUGGGUGCGGGCACCACCCCAUGUCCGAUUCCCAGCUCGCCAGGCCUGGUACCGGCCUGCCAGCCAGGAAAGCCUGCACUACCACCUGUGCAGUGCCCCACGGUCCCUGCUGCAGGAUUUGCUGCCUAAGUACAUCCUGGACUUCUCCCUCUUUGCCUACCCACUGCCCAAUGUCACUAGGGAGGCCUGUCACCAGUGACCAUGGGAAGGGGCCAGCAGCUGUUGGAGGCUGGUUUUGACAGUGCCAGCUUCUCAUGCCUGCCAUUCAGAGAAAUCCUGGCUCUGAGCCUGGAGCUUCUCCAGAUAUCUGGAUGACAGGGACGGCCCUUGGAAGUUUUUUGUCCAGGGUGCGUGCCCAACAUGGCUCAGAGGACGGGGUUGGACAGGAGGCCUGGUGCUCUCCCAUUGGGGGCAUUUCUUGGGGCCAGUAUGAUCCUUCUUAUCCUGGCAGAGCCAGAUACUAGUUUGCCAGUGAAGUAACACAUCUGUUCUGUAGACUAACUGGACGGAUUGGGCACUUGGCUCACCUUAACCUGUGGCCAAACCCAGAGGUGGCACCCAUCAGGAGCACAACCAGAGCCAGGGGCCCUGUGGCUAUGGUCACCCGUUCAUCUACGAGUUAGACGUCAUGCCUUACAAAUAACUUUUGUGCCUUUCUGCUUCAGACUCAGUUUCCUACACUUGCCAUGUCCUUUCUAUAUUUCCAAGGAAAGGAACACUGAGUUAGGGCUCUUGCCUGGUAGCUCCAGGACCCACCCCUGCAGGCAUCCAAAGAACCCUGUGCCCAGCCUCUUCUUGGAGCUCUGGGCACCUCCUCCCUUCCCCCAAGGCUGUGACUGUGGCUGGUGUAUCUGGCUGUCACUUUUCUGACACAUUUAUUUAAAAUUUGUACUUUUUGAUAGAACCCUUGUGAAAGCUUUGUUUUUUCUAAUAGCUGCAUUUUUAUUAAAGAUGUUUUGUACACAAA